AUGCCUAGGCCGUCGGCGUUGGCGUCGCAGGUGACCGCGGCGACGGCACUGCUGCUGGUGCUACUCCUGAUCGACGGCUGCGUCGCCGGGACGCAGAAGGUGGGCGGGCUGGACGCGUGGGCGGUGCCGCCGGCGUCAAGGCCAGACUUGUAUCUGCGGUGGGGCAAGUCCGCCCACGUCAGGCUCGGCGACUCCCUCAUGUUCCUGUACCCGCCGGGCCACGACGACGUCGUCCAGGUCACGGCGCGGGCGGCCGCGCGCUGCAGCGUAAAGGCGCCGCUGCACAGGCUCGCCGACGGCAACUCCGUCUUCAACCUCACCGCGCCGGGGAGGGUGUACUACACCAGCACCCUGCCGGGACACUGCCGGAAGGGGCAGAGGCUGUCGCUCGACGUGCCCGCGGCCAACGGGACCUACCUGCCGCCGUCCGCGGACGACCUCGCCGCGCUCGCCUCGCUGGCCAAGCUGCCGCCGGCGGCGGCGCCUACCAAGGCCCUGCCGACGUUGGCUUCCCUCGACGACGAUGACUCCGGCGCCGCGCCACCGGCUGCCCGCGCAUCCGUUCUCGCUGCUGCUGUUGCCGCUCUGUGCUUUGCUCUACUCGUGUACAAGGAAACGUAA
Lolium rigidum is the source of this 621-nucleotide messenger RNA. Its product is annotated as early nodulin-like protein 1. Gene Ontology annotation, cellular component: plasma membrane. The transcript has a single exon. Lineage: Eukaryota; Viridiplantae; Streptophyta; Magnoliopsida; Poales; Poaceae. Gene Ontology annotation, molecular function: electron transfer activity. The coding region runs from base 1 to 621 and encodes 206 amino acids. The record is from RefSeq and is a predicted model, not a curated record.